Molecule: messenger RNA, 5225 nt
Organism: Carcharodon carcharias (great white shark)
Lineage: Eukaryota; Metazoa; Chordata; Chondrichthyes; Lamniformes; Lamnidae
Gene: trpm2
Product: transient receptor potential cation channel, subfamily M, member 2
Exons: 35
Coding region: 223-4923 (1566 amino acids)
Biological process (GO): calcium ion transmembrane transport
Cellular component (GO): membrane
Molecular function (GO): ligand-gated calcium channel activity
Source: RefSeq, a predicted model, not a curated record
UGUUCAGAGGGAAUGAGAAGGUAACUGACAGUGACUUGUGCUGCUAAGCAUUUGGUUGCAAGCGUUCUUUUUGUUCCAACCUUUUGGUUCUAUCAGCUGUCCUCUGCAGAAUUAACUCCUCCAAGGUCACAUCUGCAUAAGGCAAGUAACAACUCUUGGACCUCCAUAACUCUGAAGUUGAAUGAAUUGAUCAACAGCUGAGUCAAGGAUGGGUAGCUGACCAUGUGUGAGGGGACAACAGAAGUUAUAGGAAUGUGCUCUUCUGAGGAGCAAAACAUCAACCAGCUCUACCCUCUUCAAGCAGAGAAUUUUGAUCAAUGCAAAACCAUGUACAACAGUGAUGUGUUGAACACCAUCAAAAGAAGCCCCAGUUUUAUCAAGACUGGGCAAUGUUCAGCUAAAGUAAUCUUCAAGGAACAGGAUCACUUCAGAAAAUGGGUUCAUGAAAAUCUCAGAAAAAAGGAAUGCACCUAUUUUGCAAAGAGACAGACUGGGUCAGUAUGUGAAUGUGGGUACUCCAGAGAUUAUCACACUAAAGAGGCCAUUAACCUGGGUUGCUUACAAGGAGAGAAAUGGAGUUCCACAAAACAUCUCCAGCAUGUUCCAACUGAUGCAUUUGGAGACAUAGCAUUUGAAGGACAAGGACAGAAGAUUGGAAAGUAUGUCCGAGUCUCAAAUGACACUGCUCCAAAGACACUGUACCAUCUCAUGACCAAAUACUGGCGACUAAAUCCUCCACAUCUUCUCAUUUCUGUAACUGGAGGGGCAAAGAACUUUCAUCUGAAGCCAAGCCUGAGAUUCAUGUUCCGCAGAGGCCUCAUUAAAGUGGCUCAAUCGACAGGUGCGUGGAUUAUCACAGGAGGUUCCUUUGCUGGUGUGAUGAAGCAUGUUGGAGAGGCAGUGCGACACUGUAAAAUGACCAGUGGAUGCAAGGGAAGACAGAUUGUUGCAAUUGGUAUUGCCAGCUGGGGUAUAGUGCACAACCGAGAGAACCUAAUUGGGGGAGAGGGAAGUUUUCCUGUGGAUUAUUACAUGGAUGAGACAAAUCAGGGCAGGCUAUCAUGCUUGGACCACAACCAUACCCAUUUUAUCCUGGUGGAUGAUGGGACCCAUGGACAUUACGGUGUAGAGAUUUCCUUGAGGACCAAGAUGGAAAAGUACAUCUCAAAGCAGAGAAUGGGGACUGAAGAUGUUGGAAUCGAAAUCCCAAUUGUCUGCGUUGUCCUUGAAGGUGGACCUGGAACUCUGAAUACAAUACAUAGUGCGAUGGACAAUGGGACACCCUGUGUAAUAGUGGAGGGUUCAGGCCGAGUAGCUGAUGUCCUGGCUAAUGCAGCUGCCUUACCCAUGGCUCAGAUAACUAUCUCUUUCAUCCAGAAACAACUGCGCAUGUUCUUUGCUGAAAGUUACAACACAUUCUCUGAGCAGAAGAUAAUAUCAUGGACCAAAAAGAUUCAGGACAUAGUCAGGAUGCGGGAGCUGCUGACGGUCUUUCGGGCAGAGAAGUCAAGGAACGAUGAGUUGGACGUUGCUAUUUUGCAGGCCUUGCUUAAAGACCCGAGGUCCGUGAAUCCCCGAGCUUCUAGUUUGCGUGGGCAACAAGGACAGGAGAACCUGGACCAUCAACUGAAACUGGCUGUGGCCUGGAAUAGGGUGGACAUUGCCAAAAGCAACAUCUUUACUGAUGAUAAACAGUGGAAGCCCUCCCAUCUUCACCAAGCUAUGUUUGCAGCUCUCGUUGGUGAUAAGCCUGGGUUUGUUGAACUCUUCCUGGAGAAUGGGGUGAACCUUAGAGAAUUUCUCUCAUCAGAAACCCUUGUCCGACUUUACAACAACAUCCUGCCCUAUACUCUCUUGUACAAGAAGCUGCAGAAAGUGGUGAAAGGUGAAAAGCAGCCACAGAUCAGUGAUAGAGUGGAUGGCAAGAGGAAUGUCGUCCUCCUUCACCAUGUCUCCAUAGUCUUGCAGGAGCUGCUUGGUGAAUUCACAGAGCCGCUCUACAAGCAACUACAGGACGUACAGGAGAGAAGAAAGUUCACCAUCCCACCUAUAAAAGUUAAUGUCCUGCCAUCAACUCCCCAGGACAUGCAGUCCACUUACUCCAAGGAGAGUGAGAUCUGCAAGGAGGAAGCUGAGGACCCAGAGCGUGACCUCUUUAUCUGGGCAAUUUUACAGAAGCGAAAGGAUCUGGCAUCCAUUUUCUGGGAGCAGGCUAUGGACAGCACUGAUUCUUCACUGGUUGCCUGCAAGAUCCUGAAAAAAAUGUCCUCUGAAGAGAAUGACAUAGACCUGUCUGAGGAAAUGGAAGAGCUGGCCCAAGAGUACGAGGAUCGAGCCAUCGGCUUAUACACAGAGUGUUACAGAAAACACGCCAAGCGCGCACAGAAGUUGCUGAUUAGAGUAUCCACCACUUGGGGGAACACAACAUGCUUGCGCCUGGCAUUAGAAGCUGAGAGCCAGAAGUUCAUGGCACUAGGCGGUGUUCAGGCAUUGCUGACCAAGAUCUGGUGGGGUGAGCUCUCUGUUGACACAAACACAUGGCAGGUGCUGCUCUGCUUGCUUCUCUGGCCCAUCAUUUAUUCAAACCUCAUUACUUUCAGAAGGGAUGAAGAAAACAGAAAGAAAAAGCUAUUGAGCAAUAGUGAACUGAACGAUAAUCCACCUGUCAACGAGAACCUCAACUUAGUACACAUUGGACAACAUUCCAUCUCACCGACGGCCCUGUUGCCUCAUUCUGAUGAUCAGGAUUCAAAGCCACUGUCGCACUGGCAGCAGCUGAAAGCUUUCUACACGGCACCCGUGGUGGUCUUUUACUGGAACGUGUUGGCCUAUUUCGGCUUCCUGUGGCUUUUCUCCUAUGUUCUGCUCAUUGAUUUCCAGAGCCAACCUUCAGGAAGGGAAUAUUUUCUCUAUUUCUGGCUUUCUACCCUGGUGUGUGAGGAAAUAAGACAGCUGUUCUAUGAUCCAGGUGGGUUUGGGUUCCGUAGAAAAGCUCUCCUGUACAUCAGCAGCACCUGGAAUCGGAUGGACGUGGCUGCCAUUUUGAUUUUUGUGGUGGGACUCAUUUGCAGGUAUUUUCCUACAACCUUCUACCAGGGAAGGAUCAUUUUGUGCCUGGAUUUCAUCAUUUACUGUGUCAGAGUGAUGCAUAUUUUCACUGUUAGCAAAACUCUUGGGCCAAAAAUCAUCAUGGUGCAAAUGAUGAUGAAGGAUAUCUUCUUCUUUCUGUUCUUGUUGGUAUUGGCAAUCGUGGCUUAUGGUGUAGCCAAACAGGGCAUCCUUACCCACAAUGAGCAACGCCUGGCCUGGAUAUUCCAAGGGGUUGUGUACCAACCAUACCGAAUGAUAUUUGGAGAGAUCCCUGCUGAUGUCAGUUUUUCAGGCUUUGACUUAAGUCAGUGCACUGUGAAUGGCACUGACCCCUACAAGCCAAAGUGUCCUGUGCAUGACAGCAACAGUGCUCCCAUCUUCCCUGAGUGGUUAACCAUCACCCUGCUCUGUCUCUUUCUGCUUUUCAGCAACAUCCUGCUGCUCAACCUUUUGAUUGCAAUGUUCAACUAUACCUUUCAAUUGAUCCAGGAAAAUACAGACAAAAUCUGGAAGUUCCAGAGGUACCCCCUGAUUGAGGAGUAUUACUGCCGUCCUCCCGCACCCCCUCCCUUCAUCAUAUUUAGUCAUGUCUUCCUCUUAAUCGAACAAAUGACCAAGAGAAAAGCAAAACAGAAGCACAACAAGUUCAAGAAGCAGCUGGAUGACAAAGAGGAAGCUGAACUUUUGACCUGGGAGGCCAUAAUUAAGGAGAAUUACCUGAUCAAACUGAAACGCAAUCAGAGCCAGAGUCUGAACCAACAAAUCAGCUGUACCAUGGAAAAAGUGGAUACGGUGGUGGAGGCUCUUGAUGUGAACAGAGAAGGCAACAAAGUGGAACAAAGAAUCUGCCGCCUGGAGGAACAGAUGAUGCAGAGCAUGCGGGCCUUAAAUUGGAUCAUGAAUACACUUAUAGAAAAGGAUUUUGGCUCCCGGGAGAGUGCGCCUGCCCUGGUAAUUUCUGACAGUAAAAAUAAAGAGGAAGAAAUUGAAGAUGAAGAGAAGGAUCUCAAGCCUCUGCACCAUGUUAAUGCCCGAAGCAUGAUGUACCCAGAUACCAACAUCGAACGCUACCCUGUACCUGAUGAGAAGGUCCCCUGGGAGGUUAAAUUUGAUGGUUACACCCCUCCUACUUACACAGCUGAAACAGCAGGAGAUGAUCACUCUACUGGGUUGUCUAAAAUGAAAACUGCUCCAAAAGACGGCUCCCAGGACAGAGAUGCAGGUCCCAACACUAAUGCAGUUGACGAAUCUUUGCCCCAAAACCCAAAGGGAAGGACUGGCCUGGAUGGAAGAGGGAAGCUUCGCUAUUUUGGUGCAAAUCAUGCAAUGGAUCCCAUCAUUACACGCUUUAAGAGGAACUCGGGUAACUCAGCCACAGUAAAAGGCUGCAAGAAGGUACUAGAGUUUCUUGUUGUGCAAUAUCCAGAUGAAGAUUGGACCCUUCCUGCGGGAGUCCUGCAAUCCGGAGAGACAUUCCCAAAGAGUAUGAAGAUCAUUUUAAACCCAAAGAUGCUGGACAUGUUUCAGAAACUUAUGAAGGAAGCCUUUGAGGUUUACAGAGGAUAUGUGGAUGAUUCAAGGAACACAGAUAAUGCAUGGAUUGAAACUCUGGCCCUUAAUUUCCACCUGAAUGAUGACAAUCCAUUCAUAAAUUCAAUCACAAAUAGAGGUGGAUCUGGGACAAGCAGACGGAUGAAGAUUCCUUUGAUUAUGGAGGGUGCAGUGCAGCAACUAUCAGUGCAGUGGCAAGUUGUUGAGCAGGAUGUGCCAGUGUGUGUGUUGUACAAAGAAUACCUGCAGAAAGUGACUGAGAUCCAUGAUGCCUGUUUCUGAUCUGCUCACUUCGCUGGAAGACCAAUAUCAAAGUAGGAGUCAACCUUAACCAAGCCUGAACACCUGAGCACAAGGGAACUGGAUACAACUCACUCAGUGAAGCACCAUUUGUGAGGGCAAAUAGGGUAAAACAAUCUCUAAGCUGUGCAUGCAGUAGCUGCUGUAAUAAAUUGGUGCACCCAAUAUGGAAGCUCCUGUAAACUGACACCUUGCUCUUUUUUUUGCAUGUUCUACACCUGAGAUUAAAGGGAGAUAUAAUCUAUUGAAAUGUUGCACAAUAAAGAGAGAUCUCUGUACACUGA